This is a messenger RNA of Mustela erminea (ermine), 4504 nucleotides long. RefSeq names its product zinc finger protein 774 (gene ZNF774). The record is from RefSeq and is a predicted model, not a curated record. Bases 1945 to 3408 code for a protein of 487 amino acids. Gene Ontology annotation, biological process: regulation of transcription by RNA polymerase II. Lineage: Eukaryota; Metazoa; Chordata; Mammalia; Carnivora; Mustelidae. The transcript has 3 exons. Gene Ontology annotation, molecular function: DNA-binding transcription factor activity, RNA polymerase II-specific; RNA polymerase II cis-regulatory region sequence-specific DNA binding.
CAGGGGCGGUGUUUUCCGGCUGCGGGCUGUCGAGCCUUGAGUCCCACCUGUGUCCCCACAGCCCUGUCACGAAUCCCGGUCGGGUUCAGGGAGGGACCGCCUCGGCGUUGUGGGCCGGGUGUGGCUCGGCGGUGGAGGACUCUCAAUUCCUGCUCCAUCCCCGGCCGCGCCCCGGGGCGGUGAGUGAUGCGGGGAAGGAGACCGCGGCGGUAGCCUGGGAGCUGUUGAGGGGCGUGGAGGGGACUCGCCCUCCGCCGCGAUGUGCUCCCUGCCAGGUCCCCGCGCUCGCCUUUCGGAGCCCGCGGCGUUUGCUGAAGAGUGGGGAGAGGUGGCUGCGGCUUUCUGUGCCGUCGUCGGGAGAGCCCAUCCUCUCGACCAAUGUUCUUUCUCCUCCGAGGUGGUCUCCGGGCUUCAGCUCAGUGCUUGUGACCCUGUGACCGCGGCGCCCUGAUUAGGGCCUCGAGCACUGCCCGGGGAGGGCGGGAGGGACGGGUGUCGGCCCACCCGUGCCGUCAUGUCCCUAUUAAUAACCCAGCGAACAAACUGGUGCUGCUCACAAUGGCCCUUAGUCACAGCACCUCUGCGCCCUGGGGCCUGCGGGGUCACCUGUCGGGGUGGGGGUGGGGGCAGGAGACGGGGCGAGAAAUAAGGUUUCUGGGACGGUGGCUGCGAACUCCCUCCCCGUCAGUCCCGCUGACUCCUGCAAGUGGGCUUAGCAGUUGUGUUUCCGAAUGGACGUGGAAAUAAAAUUUAUGCUCAAAACUUACUUCCUAAUGACACUGUUUUAAUCUGGAGAGAUGAAAUGUAUCCCUGCGAUGUUUAGGUCCUUAAAAAUUCAGUACUUUAUAAUGACCAAUACCAAUGUGUGGAAAUGUGUAAAUAUUUCCGUGAAAAGUGUGUCUUCUCCUCGCACCCAGGUGCUUUGAUGGGCGAGACAAAAAACCCAGGAAGAGUUAAGCUUCCUCACUCCAGUCUGGUCCAUCCUCCACUGAAAUGCAGAAUUUUUUGUAGCAGGUUCAUCUGGCUGACUUGUGUUUGUUUCUAUUGGAAACUCUUUAAGCCACUCCCUCCCCCCAAAAAACCCCACAAAAGACCCCAAAACAAAACUAAAAAAAGCCCAUUAUAUUUCUUUGUGACUCCUAAUGCCUUACAACAUAUUGCUGAAUAAAUUACUGAUCCAUCCAGUAAUCUGACCAACACCCUCCAAAUAAUUUUUUCUUGAUACUGCUGUCAGUUUUAUCAAUGUGUUGAUGAUUGUUUUCAGGCCCCAUGGAUUUGUUUGUAUGUGUGUGUGUGUGUGUGUAUGUGUGUGUGCUUAUCUUCGUUAAAUUUUACUUUAUUUUACAGCUUACCCAGGUCUUUUUAAAUCUCAUUUCUGAUUCCAUUAAACCUUGAAAUAGAAUGGUACCCCGGGUCGUUGGCUUUGGGGUUCUGUGUAGUCUGUUCCUUGAAGUUGACACCAAAUCUACAAGCCAGGAAAAGUCAGCUGCUCCAUAACUAAUACAAGUAGAACGAAGUCCACAAUCUCCUAGGUUGCUGAGGAAAAUGUCGCUGGAGAGCUUUUCACAAAUCAAGUCAUCCCCACAUAUUCUCUUUGUUUAUCUGGUCCAUCAUGGACAAGUUAAUCCUCAAAAAGCUCAUGUUUCCAAAGACUGUGGAUUCUGUAGAUGUGUUUGGGAGCUCCAGGCCUCACUUCGUGAUGUGCGUGUUGGCCAAGGGAAGGAUGAUGUAGAAACAACAAGAAAAGCAACUCCUCCGUGGUUGACAGAAUUACCUCAUUGCUAUUCUAGGCGGGGGGCGGGGGGUGAGGGGUGGGGAAAGUGGUCUCUUUGGGUACACUGGUGGCCACUGGGGCUGUCUUUUGGUUUUGAGACAAUGAUUAGAAUGUCCAGAGAGCUUUUGAUGCAUACUGAGGUCUCUUGCUUUAGGAACUUAUGACUCUCAAUGAUGUGGCUGAGGACUUCAGGGAAGAAUGGGUUACCUGGACACCGCUUAGAGAAUCCUCUUCAGGGGUACCACCCAGCACAGUUAGAAGAAUGGGCUCUCAAAGGACUUGCCGGUACAGGUGUAAUCUCCCAGCUGGAGCAGAAGGAAGAGCCGUGGGUGCUACCACUACAAAACUUCGAGGCAAGGAAGAUCGUAAGGGAAAGUCACACGGACUUUGAGAAUCAGGUGACAAAACUCAAUCAGGACAUUUCAGCAAUAGCAGAACGAUGUGGAGCAUCUUCAGAAAGGGCCAAUAAAGAUGGGCCUCCUAGAUGGGGAGAAAACUGGGAGAGGGACCUUGAAUUCGAAGGGCAACAUGGAACCCUACCAGGAGAGGGCCAACCGGAGCCCCUUCCACAGGAGAAGGAUUUAAACAAGCUGCUGGACGGAUAUGUCGGAAAGAAGCCUGUGUGCGCAGAAUGUGGAAAAAGCUUCAACCAGAGCUCCUAUCUCAUAAGACACCUGAGAACCCAUACUGGUGAGAGGCCUUAUAAAUGCAUCGAGUGUGGGAAGGGCUUCAAACAGAGUUCAGACCUUGUCACCCAUCGCAGAACGCACACAGGAGAGAAACCCUACCAGUGCAGCGGGUGUGAGAAAAAAUUCAGCGACAGCUCUACGCUCAUCAAACACCAGAGAACCCACACAGGUGAGAGACCCUAUGAAUGCCCAGAGUGUGGAAAGACCUUUGGGCGGAAGCCACACCUCAUAAUGCACCAAAGAACCCACACAGGAGAGAAGCCCUAUACGUGUCUCGAAUGCCAUAAAAGCUUUAGUCGAAGCUCAAACUUCAUCACCCAUCAGAGGACCCACACGGGAGUGAAGCCUUAUAGGUGUGGUGAUUGUGAGGAAAGUUUUAGCCAGAGCUCAGACUUGGUUAAGCACCAACGAACCCACACAGGGGAACGGCCCUUUAAGUGCCCAGAGUGUGGGAAGGGCUUUAGAGAUAGUUCUCACUUUGUAGCGCACAUGAGUACUCACUCAGGAGAAAGGCCUUUCAGCUGUCCUGACUGCCACAAAAGUUUCAGUCAGAGCUCACACCUGGUCACGCACCAGAGGACACACACAGGGGAGAGGCCGUUCAAGUGUGACAGCUGUGAGAAGGGAUUCGCCGACAGCUCUGCCCUCAUAAAGCACCAACGGAUCCACACGGGGGAAAGACCCUACAAAUGUGGUGAGUGUGGGAAGAGCUUCAACCAGAGCUCCCAUUUCAUUACCCAUCAACGGAUCCACUUAGGAGACAGACCCUAUCACUGUCCCGAGUGUGGCAAAACCUUCAAUCAGCGUUCCCAUUUUCUCACACACCAGAGAACACAUACAGGAGAAAAACCUUUCCACUGCAAUAGAUGUGACAAGAGCUUCCGUCAGAAAGCGCAUCUCUUAUGCCAUCAAAAUACCCAUUUGAUCUCGGAAAAUGGUCUGUAGUGGUUCUUCUGCCCUUUUUCAGAUUUUCAUUUCUGCUGCCUCCCGGUGCUUCAUGUAGAGAAAGCCUGAACAUGGACAUCAGUGGCUCAAGCUGGGCCUUUUCCUACACUUUAAUGGUGAGGAUAAACCCAUAGGCUGCAAAUAAUGUUCUGAAUACAAAAGGCAUUCCUUCAGUGUUUUUAACUGACCUUAUGGAAACGUGAGUUUGGCAGUUGAUGCUUGAUUACGGAAAGAGGAGUGAGAUACGUGGGGCCACAUUAUCACUAUUAGUGAUUAAUAUUUGAGCUCUUAUAAGCCCUUAAUACUAAAUAACACCGGGCCCUUAAAAAGUCCUCAAUACCUUUAUUAGCCUUAUGAUUCACUAAGGAAUUCAUUAACACAGCCCUACAAGGCCAGAACUCGCGAGCAAUUAGAUUGCAGCUAGAGGAUUUGGGCCGUGAACACAAAGAUGUAAUAAAGCAGAAAACACUCUCCCUAUCCAGUGCCAUGCAGACGUUAGUCACCAGAUGUCUCAUCGCCGUGACAAGGCAGAAUUCUCCUAGAGGAUGUUUGUGGUCUUGUGACUUCAAGGCUGAGAGAAUUUCAGAAGCUCUUUGCACAGCAGGGUAUGAGGUACUCCCACUGGAGCCUUGCUGCCAUUGGAGGCAUAGAAAAUACCCCACAUUCAACAAGCCAGAGGAGGCUGGAGAGGACUAUAAAACUGUGGAAGCAAAACCGCUGAGAUGCUAAAUAUUACCAGGGUCGUUCCGGCAUUUAGCUGAAGGAAACAGCUCCUGUUUCUAAUCACCUGGUUCGUGGGCCCUGUAGUUUUACGUUAACGCAAGCCUGAUUUUUUUUAGAUUAAUCAUUUUAUGCACUAGCACAUUCCUAUAUUUAGCAGAAAUAAAUUGAGGGAAGGCAGUGUGUUGGAAAGAACACUGACUGCAUUGAGAAGGUGAGGUGUUUGAGCGCUGGCCCUGACAUUUAAUUUGGCCGGACUUUACCUCCCCUCAGCCUCUACCUUACCUACCUCACAAGGUUGUUGUGAGGAUCUAACGCGCGCACGCACACACACAAGCACUUUGUUGUUAAAUUAUAAAGUCAUGAUGUCUGUAAA